Ophidiomyces ophidiicola is the source of this 1758-nucleotide messenger RNA. RefSeq lists its product as uncharacterized. The transcript has 3 exons. Bases 1 to 1758 code for a protein of 585 amino acids. The record is from RefSeq and is a predicted model, not a curated record. Lineage: Eukaryota; Fungi; Ascomycota; Eurotiomycetes; Onygenales; Onygenaceae.
AUGGAUUAUGUGGCUCGACCCAUGGAAAUUCAGUCUGUGGGGAUUGGCCAAAAGGAGGAUGUUGUUCGCCGUUUGUUUUGCGGUAAUUCAACCUCACAUUGCGGUUAUGGUUGCCAGUCUGGCCCAUGCCUCGAAGAGUCUCUUCUUAAACUGCCUCGUCUUUCAUGGUUUUCUGCCCAGCGAAUAUCAGGAACUUUCAGAAUUGUUGGUCGAUCCGGUGUCCCACCAAUGAUUGCAGCCCUCGCGCUCAAUGGUCGAGUGAUCUUCGCUGAUAAAGUCGAAAACUACACUGAGAUAACAUUUGAAGAUGGCAGAUACGCUUAUUCUACGGAGUACGACCCCAUGACCGAUACAUUAGUUUCGCUUAGGUACAAGACAAAUGCAUUUUGCAGUGGUGGCACUUUUUUAGCUGAUGGUCGUAUACUCUCUGUUGGGGGUAAUGGGCCUUUAAAGUGGUUGGACCCAACAGUAGACGAUGGCUUCCGUGGAAUUCGAUAUUUGGACCGCAGAUUUGAUGAUGACAGACUCGAUGGUGCAUAUUGGUAUGAGCCAGGUUACACUCUGUCAACACCUAGAUGGUACCCUAGCACACAAACACUUGAAGACGGACGAAUCUUUGUCGCCUCUGGUAGCUUGAAUGGCGAUGAUCCAAGUGUCGCGGAAAAUAAUAACCCAACGUACGAGCUCCUUGAUAGAGACGGAUCUCCCUAUGGUGAUAGUAUUGAGCUGUCGAUUCUCGAGAGAAAUCAGCCCUAUUAUAUGUACCCAUUUCUACAUUUGUUAAGGGAUGGUACUCUGUUUAUUUUUGUUUCCAAAUCGGCGGAGAUUUUUGAUGUUGAUUCUGGAAUUACUGUCAAAACAUUACCGGAUCUUCCUGGCGACUACCGUACUUAUCCUAACUCGGGGGGCAGUGUCCUCCUGCCACUUCGCAGCUCAAACGGCUGGGAGCCUGAAGUCAUGAUUUGUGGUGGCGGCGCUUUCCAAUCUCUUGAUAGUCCAACAGACCCGAGCUGUGGGCGGAUCCGGCCUUUGUCUGAUAAUGCUAAGUGGAAAAUGGAAGCCAUGCCUGGUGGCCGAAUCAUGGGUGAGGGGAUACUGCUCCCUGAUGGGAGAGUACUCUGGAUCAACGGCUGUAGCACUGGUGCUCAAGGAUAUGGCGUUGCAAAGGACCCCAUCCUCACACCUUGGAUUUAUCGACCUCGAGCUCCCUUAAAAAACCGGUGGGCCAUCGGAGGAAGCAGUACAAUACCACGAAUGUACCACUCCGUAGCUCUGCUCUUGCUUGAUGGUACGGUGUUAGUCGCAGGCUCCAAUCCGAUCGAGCAACCCCUCCUGGUCACAAAUCCCGAUGUUCCCGAGCUUGCUUUUCCCACCGAGUUUCGAGUCGAAAUCUACACACCUCAUUAUUUAAUGGGUGGAAACGCUGACAGAAGACCUCAAAAAGUAUCUCUUUCAAAACGAUAUCUUGUGGCAGACAGCAGUACAUUUACAUUGAAAUUUGUGGCCGACGGCGAAAACAAGAAACUUGAUAUUGUUCUUUAUCAUGGAGGGUAUGUCACUCACAGCGUUCACAUGGGGCACAGAAUGCUGUAUCUUGACCAUCAAGGGUGGAAGCCUUUCAAACGAAAACAAAAAAUUACGGUAACCAUGCCCCCCAGCUCCAGAAUUGCGCCUCCUGGCCCGUAUGUGAUCUAUGUGGUUGUUGACGGCAUUCCGAGUGUAGGACAAUUUGUGAUGGUGCAGAAUGGAGAUGAAUAA